This is a messenger RNA of Cuscuta campestris, 888 nucleotides long. The record is from the annotation of a GenBank genome assembly. Lineage: Eukaryota; Viridiplantae; Streptophyta; Magnoliopsida; Solanales; Convolvulaceae.
CGAUACUCCCUACAAACGACUUUACUCUUCAUAACACAGUCCCAUGGAUUUGGACGCGCGAUGAGAAGAAGAUCAGAAUGGAUAGACGCAUUCAGAUCUUCCUAAACAAGAUCUCCCUCGCCUCAAUUGCCAUCGCCACCCUCAUCCUUCUCCUCCUCUACCUCCGCACUCCGGCCACCUGCGUCCACAUCGCCAGCGGCCGCCUCAAGCCUCACCACCGCUUCCCCAAAUCCACCUGCGGCUUCACCGCGCGCCCCUACACCUCCGUCGACAAACGCAACCGCCGCCUCUGGUCCACCGCCGCCUGGAUCCGAACCGUCCGCUCCUACGCGGAUCUCUUCCGGAUCCUCCGAGACAAGCGCCUGUUCUCCGUCCAGUCUCGGGCCCUCGUGAUCUCCGCCGGUCCAGGACACGCCGUCAGGGCGCUCCACCAUCUCGGAUUGAGCGACGUAACCGGAAUCGAACUGAUUGAGUCGCCGCCCCUGGUCAGCCGGGCGGAUCCUCUCAAUCUGCCAUUCUUCGACGGUGCGUUCGAUUUCGUGUUCAGCGCGUAUCUAGAUCGGGCCCUGUACCCGGCCAGAUACGCGGGGGAGAUGGAGAGGGUGGUCCGUGACGGCGGCGCGUGCGUGGUGGCCGUGGAGGAGUGCGGGGAGGGGGAAAUCGAAUCGGUGGCGAAAUUGUUCCGGAAAUCGAAGCUUCUGGGGGCGAUGAACGUGACAUUGGGCGGGGAAAGGAGGACUAGGAUCGUGUUGAGAGUUAGAAAUGGUUAGAAGUUCUCACACUAUUGCAUAGAUAGAAACUGUAUGUUAUUUCCAUAAAUUGAAGAGUAAUUUAUCUAAAUAAGACUAAAACAUAAUGACUUUCCUAAAAUAAGACUAUGUUUUUAUU